Cladocopium goreaui is the source of this 1580-nucleotide messenger RNA. NCBI's taxonomy places the organism in Eukaryota, Dinophyceae, Suessiales, Symbiodiniaceae. The record is from the annotation of a GenBank genome assembly.
UUCCUGACAGUCCCUUUCUAUUGAAAGAAUUUGCGGCCGCAGCGGUGCUCACACAUGUCAUGCCCCGCUGGGGUGAUGAUGGCUACAUGCUGUAUCAAGCGGACCAAUCGGGCAAUUGGGCCCACAUCAUGGAACCAAAGUCCACUUUCUACGCAAUGACUUUGGAUACCUGGGAGACCUUUGCAGCGAUCCGCUACAGGACCCCGAGAGGAUUUCUGAGUGAAGAAGAGCCGGAGCUUCUAGGUGCAGGUAUGCCAGCCCAUGCUUUCGUUCCUGUUGAUAUGCAGGGUCUCGAUGGAAAUGCUGCUCUUGGAGGCCUUGUUUCUGAGCACAGGAUUCAGCAUGACUUGAAGGUGUUCAAGCUUUUGGAAAGCAAAGGCUUGCUGCCUAAAGUUGCUCAGGCAAGAGAUGCAUACGCUCGUGUGCUUCGUUCGGCUACAAGAGUGAGGGAGGGGAUCAUGGAACUAACAGCUGAGCAGUGGCACAGCAUUUACCCUUACCACAAUCGAAGAUUAUACAUUCAUCCCUGUCCGCGCUUGGUGCAAGCUCUGAAUCCUGCAUCAUCCCUGGAAACCCGAUUGCUACAAAGCAGCUCUCAAAAGGUGACAAGCAGAGCUGGAGGUUUCCUCUCAGCAGGUGGUGUCCUUGUCAUUGAUAAUCUCUUGACGCCAGAGGCCAUGAUGCAGCUACGAGACUUUGCAGAGCUUUCCACGGUUUGGUACCGAGAGAGACCAAAUUUUCUGGGCGCUGGCUUGAGCACCGGUUUCUCUCCCCAACUCUUGGCCCAAGUGGCGGAGGAACUGAAGAUACUCCUUGCAGAUGUUCUUUGUGAUUUGCCCCUGACCAAUGUUUGGGCUUUUAAGUUUGGCGAUCAGGGGACUGACCUACUUGCAGAUCAAGCAGCAGUGAACGUUCAUUUCUGGCUCUCCCCAGAUGGAAUCGAGCAAAACGAGUCCACGGGUGGGAUUACCAUCUAUGAUGCAACGACUGAUGUCGAACCCUUGCCUUUGGAAGGACACAGCACUGGAAGCAUGCUGGAAGAGCUUGUCAGACAGCGGGACGGCAAUAACAUUUCGAUACCAUCGCUGCAGAAUCGUGCAGUUGUAUUCGACAGUGCCCGGAUUCAUGCAGAGAAGUCAUCAAUUCGAAAGUCAGAAGGGAACAGGUUUGAGCAUCAGAUCAGUGUCAGCCUGCUGUUUGGCCUCAAAGGUUUGUACUGUACCCAGCGUCGCUCCGCUAAAGUGACGUUCGAGGAUGAGGUGACCAAGCUUGCUUCUGAGGGCAGCACAAGCAAUGGGUGACCGACAGUGAGACCACGGAGGUGUGCGAAUACGUUUCUGUGAUCCGCGAAGUGUGCAGAUCAUGAUGCAUCAUCUCCGGACGCUGCGAAUCAUAUCGAAUCAUACCCAACUAUCCCAACUGGUCCAGGGGCUUCACAAAGGAACUCGUGCCGCAAGACUUGAAGGAUGUGUAGGCGCUCCUAGGCGCUCCUCCACUUGUUCGGACCUUUUUGAUGAGGGGAUCCCCGAGCAGGUCGUAGAAAAGUAGCUCCUCACCCGGUGCGAAUCUCGUCGCAAAAA